Messenger RNA from Penicillium maclennaniae, 1353 nucleotides. RefSeq lists its product as uncharacterized. Gene Ontology annotation, biological process: water transport; glycerol transmembrane transport. Lineage: Eukaryota; Fungi; Ascomycota; Eurotiomycetes; Eurotiales; Aspergillaceae. The record is from RefSeq and is a predicted model, not a curated record. Gene Ontology annotation, molecular function: water channel activity; glycerol channel activity. Gene Ontology annotation, cellular component: plasma membrane. Bases 1 to 1353 code for a protein of 450 amino acids. The transcript is spliced from 3 exons.
AUGGCGUCCUCGAGCGGUGGCCAAGAUGGCGAAGUCAAAGGUGCGCGACCAUAUGAACGUACUCAGAACUCAGAGGGAACAAAAAUAAAUAUUGAUCAUACGACAGAUGCCGUCGAGCCUCGCGAACAAGAGCCCCCUGAAGGUACGCAAGAAGCUGCAACCAGGAACGAGGGCUUGGGCCAUCACCCCAGCUUCAGUCUGGCGGCCCACGAAGAUCAGAAUCCAAAUAGCAAUUACUAUCAAAGUCCCUCCCACAAACAUCAAGAUGGUAAAGAACAAGAUGAUCCGACAUGGAGUUUGGCUCAACCGCUCCCUCACAUCGUCAGACCAGGCAUGCGCCAUGGCGCAUUGCCAGAAGAUAGGAAAGAAGAUCAGCAAACUGGCCAGGACUCAGCUGGAGGUAGGAAGCAGAACCAGCCAACCGGCCCAAGGGACGAUGGGUUUUUUAACACCUGGUCGAAAAUCCGCCAUUACCUUCGAGAGCCGCUGGCGGAAUGGCUUGGGAUAACCAUCGCAAUGACAAUUGGUCUAUGUGCGACACUGUCAAACUUCACAUCGAACAGCCAAGCUGGAACAUUCACAUCCCAAAGUAUCGCCUGGGGUUUCGGAUUUAUGGUGGCUAUUUACACCACCGGUGGUGUGUCUGGUGGUCAUCUAAACCCGGCGAUUUCAAUCUCACUGUCCGUGUUUCGAGGGUUCCCUGCGCGUCAAUGCUUGAUCUACAUUGCGGCGCAACUACUGGGAGCUAUCACUGCAGGGGGAUUUGCAUACGCGAUAUAUCACGAUGCUAUUGUUGAGGUUGCCGCCGUAGCCAAAGUGCCACAGAGCCAGAGUGUCGCCUCGGAGGCUUUCAUUACCGCCCCGAAGCCAUUUGUCCACCCAGCAACGGCGUUUUUCACUGAGUUCAUGGGAAGUGCGAUCUUAGUUGGAGCAGUCAUGGCCCUUGGAGAUGAUAGCAAUGCUCCGCCUGGGGCCGGGAUGAAUGCCUUCAUUCUUGGGGUCCUGAUUUCGAUUGUGGUCCUUGCAUUUGGCUAUAACACCGGAGGUUGCUUCAAUUGCGCCCGAGAUUUUGGCCCCCGACUCGUCGCCGUUAUGGCCGGAUGGGGAGGCCAGCUAUUUCAAGUCACCCAUGCUUGGUGGGUUUGGGGCCCAUGGUGUGCAGAUAUCAGCGGCGCAUUAUUCGGUACAUUCAUUUACGACGUAGCCAUCUUCACGGGUGGUGAAAGCCCGGUGAAUUACCCUCGACGACGAAGAAAGCGGGCCUUGCGCGUGAGGACUGUGAACCUACGGAAAAAGCUGGGCAUUGGACGGAAGGAGAAGACUGCUGAUCUUGAGAGAUGUUGCGAGGAUUAA